GUGGCUCAAAACUUCCUCUCACCUUCGAGAAAUCGUUGUCGGUGUCGAUUUAUUGUAAGAAUUUUCAACGGUUUUUUAGCGUUCUUUUUCUUUAGCGACGCUAAAAGCCGCCAAAAAAAUUUGUAAAACGUAAAAAAAGGCUCAAAAAAAGUUUAAAAGCGGAGAAAAUCUUCAAAAAAAAUUACAAAAUCCUCAAAAAAUUUCCAAAUUUAAAGAAACCAGUUAAGGAACCGUCAUCACAAGUCGAAGUGAACCCAAAGAAGUUUGAAAAUGAAUCCUGCUCCUGGCGCACCAAACUAUCCCAUAGCGUCUCUGUACGUUGGUGAUUUGGCAGCUGAUGUCACCGAAGCGAUGCUGUUUGAGAAAUUCAGCACAGUCGGUGCUGUUUUGUCCAUCAGAGUUUGCCGUGAUAUUGUAACUCGCCGCUCGCUGGGUUAUGCUUACGUGAACUUUCAGCAACCGGCUGCUGCGGAAAGAGCCUUGGAUACGAUGAAUUUCGAUCCUAUCAAAGGACGGCCAUGUCGAAUCAUGUGGUCUCAGAGAGAUCCUUCCCUUCGCAAAUCUGGUGUUGGGAACAUCUUCAUCAAGAAUUUAGACAAAAGUAUUGACAACAAGGCCCUGUACGACACCUUCAGUGCCUUCGGUAACAUCCUAUCUUGUAAAAUUGCUCAAGACGAAGAGGGGAAUUCGAAGGGAUACGGUUUUGUCCAUUUUGACACCGAAGAGGCAGCCGAAAACGCCAUUCGAAAGGUGAACGGCAUGUUGCUGAACGACAAAAAAGUAUUUGCUACUAAGUGGAUGUCUCGAAGAGAGCGUCUAGAACAGCUUGGAAACCAACCGAAGAAGUUCACCAAUGUGUAUGUGAAGAAUUUUGGUGAGGAGAUGACUGAGGCAGAUUUCAAAGAGCUCGUUGAUUCCUUUGGUAAAGUUCUGAGUCUGAAGGUGGUGACGUCUGAUCAGGGACGUUCAAAGGGAUUUGGAUUUGUUUCAUUUGAGACACCAGAGGAAGCUCAGCAGGCUGUGGAAGAACUCUCUGGAAAGGAUUGGAAUGGACAAAAGCUUUAUGCUGCUCGAGCACAGAAAAGGGCAGAGAGGCAGAUGGAUCUGAAGUCUCAGUUUGAAAAGAGGAAGAUCGAGCGCAUCAAUCGUUACCAGGGUGUCAACCUGUAUGUGAAGAACUUGGAUGAUACCAUUGAUGAUGCACGCCUUCGUGAGGAAUUCAGUGCUUAUGGAACUAUUACCAGUGCCAAGGUUAUGAUGGAUGACAAGAACAACUCUAAAGGUUUUGGUUUUGUGUGUUUCUCAUCACCAGAGGAGGCCACUAAAGCUGUUACUGAGAUGAAUGGCCGGAUUUUAGUGUCCAAGCCAUUGUAUGUAGCUCUGGCCCAGCGGAAGGAAGAGCGUAAGGCCCAGCUUGCUGCUCAACACAUGCAGCGCAUUGCUGGAUUGAGAAUGCAACAGGCGGCUGGUCAACAAGUUGGUCAAGUGUUCCCUCAAGCAGGUGCCUUCUACAUGCAGCCUUUGGCACAGGCUGGACAGCGCCCAUUCUUCACACCCCAAAUGCCGCAAGUCCGUCCUCGUUGGCAGCCCAUGCACUCUCAGCAGCAGGUGCGACCCCCAGGAAUGCAGGGAAUACCAGGUGCCGGACAGGUUCCACGUGCAAGAGGCAUCCGUCAGGUUCCACCUCGGGGUGUGCCAGGACAGCAGCAGCCAGGAGGUGCAGGGGGUCCUAGCCAGAGAGUGGGUGGUAUGGGCCAAGCACAAGUUCGUGGUCCUGGAGCCAUGCAGGGACAAGGUCAGAGACCAGCCUACAAGUUUCAGCAGAAUGUACGUAACCAGCCUGCACAAGGACAUCCUGGAGCAGUGCCCAUGCAGCCUCAAGAGCAGGUGCAGCAGACCAUUCAAAUACCUGGACAGGAUCCCCUUAACCCCAGUGUCCUUGCAGCAGCCCCACUACAAGAACAGAAACAGAUGUUAGGUGAACGCUUGUUCCCCAUGAUCCAAGCCAUGCACCCUGACCAGGCCGGUAAGAUCACUGGAAUGCUGCUGGAGAUUGACAAUACCGAGCUGUUGCACAUGUUGGAGUCUCGGGAGGCCCUGGCAGCCAAAACUCAGGAGGCAGUGUCUGUGCUGCGCGCCCACAGUGCCAAGGAAAAGAGUGCAGAGAUGAAGAACUGAAGUGUGCCCGUGUAACUAAGAUUCACUUCUACCGGACAGGACUUUGAACACAACCCUUUAUGUUAAUUUUACCAUGGAUUUGACGAGUUAUUUCAGAGUGAUCCAAUAAAGUUAUUUUGAUCAUUCUGGUGAAAAA
This is a messenger RNA of Orbicella faveolata, 2314 nucleotides long. Its product is annotated as polyadenylate-binding protein 1A-like. NCBI's taxonomy places the organism in Eukaryota, Metazoa, Cnidaria, Anthozoa, Scleractinia, Merulinidae. The record is from RefSeq and is a predicted model, not a curated record. Gene Ontology annotation, molecular function: RNA binding.